Messenger RNA from Penaeus vannamei (Pacific white shrimp), 1372 nucleotides. The record is from RefSeq and is a predicted model, not a curated record. Lineage: Eukaryota; Metazoa; Arthropoda; Malacostraca; Decapoda; Penaeidae.
GUAUGUUUACAACAUAAAAAUAUAAAACAUUAAAACACUAAGUUCAAAUUAUGGUGAUUAGCAGUAUUCGAAUAUCGUUUAGCAGUACCAAGAAUACAUUAGUCCUGUAACCUCUAAAAAAGCUGUCUGCUACUGUCACUUAACUAUUGAUGAAGUUACGACAUUUUUCUCCACCAUUACACAAUUCCUCCCCUUUAGCCGCUUCUUCGUGUAUGAGUUAAGAGGUAUAUAAUCGUUAAGCAAGUUUUUAUUAUAGUGGACAAUGGCGCAUAGCAUCAGAUUUAGGAAAAAAUUAAUGCCGAGGAGCUUUGCAGACUUCUGUGCUGUUGUAUUUAUGUGCUUUGCAAUUCCGGCCAUUUACGUAUUUGAGGUUUUCAUUGUUGCUCCAACAAUAUAUAAUGCGACUCUAAGUGUUCUCCAUGGCAUUGCUGGAACUUUUAUUGUUGCCAACAUUAUUGGUAAUUUCAUCGCAAUUAUGCUUGUGGAUACUUCAACACAAGGAUUAUUACUGCCGUCACAAGUUCCAUCUGGUUGGCACGUGUGUGCAGCAUGUGAAAGCACAGCACCAGCUCGGUCACGUCAUUGCAAUACUUGUAAUGUGUGUGUCUUGAAGAAGGAGCACCAUUGUGUCUUCACGGGCUGUUGUGUGGGCCUCAAAAACCAUAGAUACUUUUACAUUUUCUUAUUCUACAUGUGGGGAUCAACUUUAUAUUGUUCAUUCCUAAAUGCCUUCUUCAUUUGGCCGCAUGUUGGAGGCUUCAGCAUGUGGGCAGUAGUGCGUCUGCUCCUGCCUGGAGUAUGGAUCUUAUGGGAACCUUCUUUGGACACCCUUUAUGCCUUCUUGUUCUCGAUAAAUGUUAUUGGCUUCUUAUUCAUGACUGUUCUGAUCUUCUACUAUACGGGACUCCUUGUUACCAACACAACAACUUAUGAGAAUAAUAACCGGAAGGGACAGAAAUAUGAUCAUGGGACAGAACAUAACAUAAAGGUUACACUUGGGGAACGUUGGUAUCUCACAUGGAUCUUCCCAACCAUAUCAUCCCCACUGACGUAUGAUGGUCUGGAUUGGUCCAACCAGAUCUCAAGCAGGAGUGUUAGACCUAAGACUAGGUAAACAACCUUUUAUUACUCUCAGUCCCACACUAGACUAUUGUCUACUAUGGAUGUCUUUAAGUACAAAAAAAUAUUAUGUAUGAUUCACCUAUAUGGAAAAAAUAACUAUGAUGUAAUUGUCUUUCACAAACAAACCCAAAAAUGUAGCAUAAAUUGUGUAAGCACAGAAAAGGCAAAAUACUGCAAUUUGACCUGGUAAAACAUAAGGGUAUAUUCUUCCACUGCUGUGGAAUUUGAAAUCUUGUGAUACCCUGAAGAA